UGCAUUGUUCUUACUCGUCGCGAUGCUCGUAUCCCUGAUGCUGCCCGUCUGGGAAAUCGAAGACGAAGAAUUUGAGGAAGUAUUAAAUGACCAAAACUCGGUUCCUCGCGCGAUGAUGAUACGAUCGCGCUACGUAGCAGGCCACACGCGCGCGCACAGCGAGCUGUGCCCCGACCGCGGCGCGCGCACCAGCCUCGUGGUCCUCGUGGCGUCGGCGCCGGCGCACCGCGCGGCGCGCGAGGCCAUCCGCGCCACCUGGGCGCUAGCGGCGCGCCCCAACCACGUCGCGCUCGCCUUCCUGCUCGGCGUCUCGCCCCCGCACCUGCGCGACGCAAUACUCGACGAGGACGCUCGCUAUCAAGACCUCAUCGAAGCCCGCUUCGAAGAUACCUACCUAAACCUACCCCUAAAAUCACUUUCGAUGCUGGAAUGGUUCGCGGCCUACUGCCCGCUAGCUCCUCAUUUGUUCAAAACUGAUGACGACAUGUUCGUCAACAUCGAGCAGCUGCUCAGUUUUAUCGAAGACCACAACACAACGAACACGAUCUGGGGGGAGGUGUUGGAGGGCAUAAAGCCGCCGCGAGACAUGCGGUUCAAGUACUCCGUCCCGGAGGAAGAGUACCCUGGGGCGAGGUACCCGACAUAUGCAGUGGGGCAUGGGUAUUUGGUGAGUGGCGACGCGGUGCCGGCGCUGCUCGACGUCGCUCCAGGCGCGCGGUUCGUGCGUCUAGAAGAUGUGUUUAUGGGAGUGCUGGCCGCCCGUGCCGGGGUCCGCGUCGCGCACGCGCCCGAGCUGCUGCUGGCGGGGGCCGCCGCCGCGUGCGCCGCGCGCCGCGCCCUCGUCAUGGAGGCGCGGCUGCACGAGCAGUACGCGCGCUGGGCCAUGCUGCUCGACCCGGACAUCGCUUGCUGACAUUACACAUUUACCACGGAAUUUGAAAUUGAAU
Messenger RNA from Cydia amplana, 947 nucleotides. Its product is annotated as beta-1,3-galactosyltransferase 2-like. The record is from RefSeq and is a predicted model, not a curated record. Lineage: Eukaryota; Metazoa; Arthropoda; Insecta; Lepidoptera; Tortricidae. Bases 23 to 913 code for a protein of 296 amino acids. The transcript is spliced from 3 exons. Gene Ontology annotation, cellular component: Golgi membrane. Gene Ontology annotation, molecular function: hexosyltransferase activity.